Messenger RNA from Chelonoidis abingdonii (Abingdon island giant tortoise), 2575 nucleotides. It is a transcript of the gene OAF, whose product is annotated as out at first homolog. The record is from RefSeq and is a predicted model, not a curated record. Lineage: Eukaryota; Metazoa; Chordata; Testudines; Testudinidae.
AUGCGCGCUCAGGGCUGCGGGCUCUCUGCGCUGUUGCUGCUGCUGCUGCGGCUGCUCCCGGGGCCGCUGCCCGGCCGGGCUAGCCCCGGGGCGUUGUCCGAGCUGCGGGUCCGGGUGCGGCUGCCCGAUGGGCAGGUGACGGAGGAGAGUCUGCAGGCGGACAGCAGCGCCGACUACAUCAGCCUGGAGCUGCGCAAAGGGGACGGGACCCUCAUCACCCUCACCGCUGACUUCCGACAGGAGGUGAAGAUUUUCCGUGCUCUGAUCCUGGGGGAGCUGGAGAGGGGCCAAAGCCAGUUCCAGGCGCUCUGCUUUGUCACACGGCUUCACCGCAAUGAGAUCAUCCCCAGCGAGUCCAUGGCAAAGCUGCGGCAGAAAAACCCCAAGACGGUCCGGCAGGCAGAGGAGGUGCGUGGGCUGGAACAUCUCAACAUGGACGUAGCGGUCAACUUCAGCAAAGGGGCCCAGCUGAGCCCCCACAUUCACAACGUCUGCUCAGAGGCCAAAGAGGCUAUUUACACCCGAGAAGAAGAUGUUAAAUUUUGGCUGGAGAAAGGGGUGGAUGGCUCCAUGUUCGAGGUCUUGCCCCAGUCGGCCGACCUGCCCGACCUGCAGCGCUGCAAGCUGUGCUUGGACCACUGGAAGCCCUGCAUCUGCAGCUACUCGCUGAGCAUCGAGUGGUACCCGUGCAUGCUCAAGUACUGCAAGAGCCGUGAUGCCAGUGGCAAGGUCUCCUCCUACAAGUGCGGCAUCCGCAGCUGCCAGAAGGGCUACAGUUUUGACUAUUACGUGCCACAGAAGCAGCUGUGCCUUUGGGAUGAGGAGACCUAGCAGGCCCUGGCCAGGCCUUUCCAAGUGGCAUCUCUUCUGCCUCCCGCUGUGACGCUCUGGGUGGAGCUGGCUGCCUGGAGUGGGAGAAGGGCCAUGGAGAUGCCUUGUGCCAUGAAGGAUUUGUGUAUGCCUCUUUCCUUCCCACUCCCCUGGGCACCCUAAUACUGCCUCACACUGUGAAAACUGGCUCAGCUUGCCAUGUAUUAAGAGUGCCCUGCCCAUGUCCUAUGGGCAUCACUCACCUAUGGCAAUCUGGGACCGGAAGGAGGCAGGGGGGAGGAGCUGUCAUCGGGGGAAGAGGUUCAUUUUGAUCUAACAGGUUUGCCCAGCUCUGGGGAAGAGACGGACGAGCUGGGGUGUCGGUGCCAGGACAGAGCCUCUUCAAGGGGGGACCCAUUUUAACUGUAGCCUCUCCACCACCAAAAUGUGACCCUGGUGCUUUGCCUUAAAGCCACCGGACGGGGUGGAGCUCUGACCCCUUCCCUGCCUCUUGGACCUUCCAGCUACACCAGAGCAACGUUGGCCACCAAAGGGGGCCAGAUAGUUUGUGGGGUCACUCCCAAGCAAGGGACAGUCCGAGGCCCACAAAUCAGGAGCCCUGCUGUGGUUAGUCUUAGUGUCACAUUGGAUGUUUCCUCCUCCCCCUGGAUGGAGGAGAGAAUCAUAUGGAGCAGGAGUUGCUGUAAAUCCCACCUCAGCCCCUAAAAAUUGAAGGGUUCUAAGUGGUCUCUGGUUUGGCUUGUUUUCAUGACCCAUCCCUGCUGGGGAUUAGGUUUCUAAGUCCCACUUGCUUCCUAUUAAGAGAGACCCGUCCACACAUUUCUACCCACCCCUGCAAGACUGUGAUUGUUACGGGGAGAGAAGAUCCCUGGCUGGGUUUGCUCCCUCACUUUGUGGGAGGCGCUGAUCCCUGGGGAUGGAGAGACUCUUGGAUUCUGUUCCCACCUCUGCUGCGAAACGACAGUGUGAGCUUGGGGUGAGUCACGCCACAGCACUGCCUUUGUUCCCCUCACUGUAACAGCGGGGAGGAUGAUGAGACUGGCUCCUAUGUAAUGUGCUUGGAGAUCUUCAGGUGAAAGGCACUCCCUGCUCGCUGAGUAUUUGUACUGUAUUCUGCCUUCCCUAGGGCUGGAGCAUGAGAGGGAAAUACUCAUAGGGUUUGCACAUACUUUAGAGCAGCUGCAGUUUUUAACCCUAACCCCUCCUGCUCUGCACCCUCCACCAUGUGCCUUUUUGCCUAUAAUUCAGGCAUUUCAGACCAAAAAAAAAGCUAUUUUGAGAUAUUUUUUUCUUUUUAAUUUGCUCAUAGAACUAUUUUUGUAUCAAUCUCUUAAUGGGAAAGGUUUUUUUAAAAAAAAAUAUUGCCACAUGAAGUAAAACCAAAAAAAAAAAAAAAAAAACUUGAAAAGAUUCUUAAAGCAAAUUAUUUAUCGAUUGUAAAAUAGAUGGAUUUUUAGAUGCAACUGUAGCAUCAACCAUCUCCACAACUUACUCUCAGCCUCUUUCUGUUGUCUGGUUCCAUUGGAUUUCGGGCUGCUUCCUUAUGGUGAAACUCCAGUGGUAUCCAGAGGUGGAAUUAGAGCCUAUUAGUGCAGUCAGCAGUUCCUUCCAUGAUUGCUAAAUCCAGGCCAGGAUUCAGGGAGACCUGCUGUGAUGACGCUAGGCAGCUGUCUGGGUGCUAGAGAGGAACCCCAGGGUCUGCCUGGGUCCAGCAGCCUCAAUAAAGAAUCCUUUAUAUCCAUUA